UACGAACCCACCAGCUGAUGUGUCGCGCUACAACUGCGGUGUCUCCAUAGACUCCGUUCUCGAGUCAUCUAGCGCUUGCGCGUUGUAAACAAAACAGGCGAUUAUUAAUUCGUGAUUUGCUUAUUUGCAAAUGUUUGAAACAAAGAAAUAAUAAUGUGUUAGUAAAGUGCUUCAACGAUCUAAAACGCAUUGAGUUGCGACGCUUAGUGAAGUCGAGAGUAGGGAGAGGUGUGAGGUUAAGUGGAGAUAUUUUGGCGCCAAUCAACGACUAUUUAGAGUCACGACUGUUUUCAUGUCAGGAUGGAUAGUAAUCAGCGAUCGAGAGAUAGUAGCAGGACAACCGCCUUACUAUCACGAACUGCAGGUAUUAGGGAGUUCAGAAGGUAUUUUAGUCUUGUGUCCAGGACACUCACACCUUCCCCAGAUGAAGAACACGAGGAUGACCCUCUUCUCGAUUUGGAAGUGCUGCUAAGACAAACCUGGAAUAUUUUUGGCAUUUCAGCGCUAUUUGAUUUCAAAUGCGACGACGAAGUGCGAAUGAAAAGUUACGGCAAGAAACUACGCGAAGAAGUUGCAGCGAAUUUAUCAAAUGAGGAUGUAAGCUACGAGGCUAAAAUUAGCGUGUUAGAAAUUAAGAGACCUAAAGAAACGGAUCACCCUAUUGUUCAAAUAGAAGUCCAGGCGAAAAUAAUGACGAGGGAAACCCAGCAAAAGACUCUAGUGUACCGAGGUUUUCUGAUAUCCUGGCGUACCGAACCAACUGACUUACUCACCGAAAACUCCACGCGUCUACCAUUACUCUUGUGUCGAGGUACAGUGAGAACAAUGCGCGCAGUGCACGCGAUUCUAGGUCGAAUGUUCGACUGUAUGAUCGUCUCUUUACCGACUAAUGCGGAGGAUCUCGCUUGGUUACUACCGAUCUUUAUCAGUCCUGGUGGAGGUCAAGAUACGAUCAAAGAACAUCACGAGGCAUUACUUGAAUAUUCUGUUCCCGGACUACACAAAUCCGAAUGCCUCCAUAUUAGGUUUCUGAUUAAGGACUUAAUGGAAUUGUGGAAGAGUGUUUCAGACGAUAAGGAUAGAAUAGAUGUAGAAGAAAUUGACGAAUUUCAUAAAAUACUACAGCAGCAAGUCAUGGAAAUUGGAGGUGUACAUUUAGGACUUUGUUUACUGCAUAGGAUACACCUUCCUUCAAUAGUCAUAUCCGAGUCAAAGAUGAAAAUAAUGAAUGUUGAAACCAUGAAUACAAUUUUGACAUAUCUCAAUGAAAAAGCACUGGAAUGCCUUCAUUUAAAUACAUCACAGCUAAGUACCUCCAAGUAGCAAUAUUUAUAUUUAUUUUUUCAUACUAACUGUAUUUUUUAUUAUCAAUAUGUAAAUAAUAAGAAAAAUUGAACCUUAUCAGGAAACACUGUAAACUUAUAUAUACAUAAUCGAACGUUUAUUUUAAGAAUUCAGAAAAAUAGAAAAUUAAAGCUGAAAAACUGUUCACACCUUGUUCGAAGGUCGCAUUUAAUUUUCUUAUCUGAAUACACGACAACAAUGUGCUUAUACAGUUCAAUGAAAUUUUCGUUAAAUAUCUCGUGUAUUUUAGCAUUUGUAUAAUGUAGUUUUCAGUAGAACUGUAAUUUAUUUAUUUUGACGAUAAAAAUAGAAUGAUAAAAUCAUUAUGUUUUGUUAAAUAACCGAUUGUAAAUAAGUAUUUAUCAUUAUAACACUUUUUUAUGUGAACAUUGUGUGAUGUGUGUAUGGAAUUUUGUAAAAGAAAAAAUUGACGAACGGUCCGCUCUAGUGAAUCUAAGUAGUAAAACUGUGAUACCUAUACUUGUGCUUUGCACUUGCCUACUGUAUUUGUAUUUGUAAAGUGAUUUUAAUAAAAUUAAAAAUAUUAUGAUUUAACAAGAGAGAAGUAAAUGAAUAAAAUAAAUUCACUAAAUUUAGUCAACAACAUUUCGUCGGCACUUUCGCUGAAAUUAUCAAGCUGUUCGUUUGAAGAGUAAAUAUAUAUGUAAGCUAGAGUUGUAACACAUUGUCAGUCUAAUUAUGAAUGAUGUUUAUAACUUAUGACGAAACAAUGUACUUUAAAACAAUUGCCAAUAACAACCCUGUUCUUACCGCUUCAUAUCUUGUAAUUAUAGUUCGAUUGCUAAAAAAUUAUAUAGUAUAUAGUGCAAGAACAUCG
Phymastichus coffea is the source of this 2182-nucleotide messenger RNA. RefSeq names its product centromere protein L-like. Bases 301 to 1323 code for a protein of 340 amino acids. The transcript has 5 exons. NCBI's taxonomy places the organism in Eukaryota, Metazoa, Arthropoda, Insecta, Hymenoptera, Eulophidae. The record is from RefSeq and is a predicted model, not a curated record.